Messenger RNA from Camponotus floridanus (Florida carpenter ant), 343 nucleotides. RefSeq names its product anaphase-promoting complex subunit CDC26-like. The record is from RefSeq and is a predicted model, not a curated record. Gene Ontology annotation, biological process: regulation of mitotic cell cycle; protein K11-linked ubiquitination; anaphase-promoting complex-dependent catabolic process. Bases 16 to 273 code for a protein of 85 amino acids. Gene Ontology annotation, cellular component: anaphase-promoting complex. The transcript has 2 exons. NCBI's taxonomy places the organism in Eukaryota, Metazoa, Arthropoda, Insecta, Hymenoptera, Formicidae.
UUGGAGACAUUUCAAAUGGACUUGAAGAUUUCUAAUCAAUCGCGUAUAAUGAUUCGACGAAGUCCGACACGGAUAGAGAUGCGUUUGGACGAUUUGCAGGAAUACGAGGAAAUAAGAAAAGCACAUGAAGCCAAGAAGGACCCUGAAAAGAAAUCGUCAUCUUCUAUGACUCCUCCUAUAUGGGGAGGCAAAGUUCCUCAGAGUGAAAUUCAGGAACGCAUUGGUUACAUACCGCAACAGCACCCACCUACACAUAAUCGAGCCACAACAUAACAAUGCACGACGUCAACUAAUCUAAUAUAAUAUAAAUCAGAUAAACAGAGAGGCAAUAAAAUUAUGUUAA